GCUGCGGUCACACGCGCCUCAGCCACCUGCCGCGCUGCUCGCCCGGCGGCCCUUCUCCUGGGCACGGCGUCCCGCCCUCCACGCCGGCUCCCAGCAUGUUGAUGGCUAGUACCAGAAGAUUAACUUAGUGGGAGAACAGGCUGGGUGACAUUUCCCCAUCAUCUACUGAAACAUGAAGACCAAAAGCAAAAGAACAAAGCACAGGCUUGCUGUUGACAAAGAAGCCUUUCCUGGGGAGACAACUUUGAGCAAAGAGGAACCGGUGAAAUGUUUGCGACGCAAAGAAAGGAGAAAUGGCGAAAACAAUGAGAGUAGCAAGACUGGUACAGUCAAAGCCAAGCAUGCUUGGAACAACAAAGACAGACACUUAAGGCGAUUGGAAAGCAAUGAACGGGAGAGGCAGAGAAUGCACAAGCUCAAUAAUGCAUUCCAGGCCUUGCGGGAGGUUAUCCCUCAUGUGAGAGCUGAGAAUAAGCUUUCUAAAAUUGAGACUCUCACGCUAGCCAAAAAUUACAUUAAAUCACUGACUUCCACCAUACUUCAUAUGUCCAGUGGGCACCUUCCAUCUGUAGAAGGAACUGGGGCAUCCAAUGGCUCCAAACUGUACCAGCAUUACCAACAGCAACACGGUGAUGAGGAACACGAUGAACAACUAAAAAAAUACUCCACACAAAUUCACAACUUCAGACAAGGCAGCUAAAGUUAGCUACUGGCCUCAUUCUCUCAUCUCCAUACAUUCCUGUAUAUUUCAGCAUUUGGAGGAUUAAGGGGUUAUUUCCUCCCGGUGGCUUUCUUUUUUGUUUGUUUUGGGAAAGACAAAUGUUUAGUGACUAGAUCUCAUAAUUCUUGUUGAAAUUAUCCUAAAUUGUAGGUCAGGCUUUUCAAAGAGAUUAGUGAUUUUGGUUGCCCGGUAUGAAACACCUUCUCUGUUCUUAUAGUUUUUUGUUUACCUGCUUUGUUUGUAAUUUUCUUGAGGUCAGAAUGUUCUUUUAAUUUGUAAUGAGAAAUUGUUUGAUUGUUCAACACCUAGAUUGCUUUGCAGGGCGGGCUUUAUAAACAAAUUAUUUUUCAGUGGGAGGAGGGUCUCUGCACUUUAGGAAAAUUACUCUUUUUAUAAGGUACCUUGAGUUGGGCACCCAACAGUGAUGUCCUAAAUCACUAGUCAUUAUUGAAAAUACUGGCUGUAACUUCUAUUCCUCCAGAAGUGGCACCAUGUAAUGGGGAAUCUUGGUGCAGGAAUAAUGAAGUUUAUGGCCCGGUACAGUACUUUGGAAUGUAUACAGCUACUGGAGGGACAUAUCUAACUGACCUGAUAUUUGGAUAGCAGGACUAAUUUCUUUAACCACAAUUACCUGGAUUUUUCCCCUUGAAUUCUUAAAUAUGCUGCUACUAAGGGGAAGGAAUAAAUUUAAUGACAAUAGAAACGUAUUUUGAGUAGCUUGAUUAGUGUGAUCGAACAGGUAUGAACAGAUAUUAGAUAAUGUUUUCACAAAUG
Terrapene triunguis (Three-toed box turtle) is the source of this 1495-nucleotide messenger RNA. RefSeq names its product basic helix-loop-helix family member a15 (gene BHLHA15). Gene Ontology annotation, molecular function: protein dimerization activity. The coding region runs from base 173 to 700 and encodes 175 amino acids. The transcript has 2 exons. NCBI's taxonomy places the organism in Eukaryota, Metazoa, Chordata, Testudines, Emydidae. The record is from RefSeq and is a predicted model, not a curated record.